Molecule: messenger RNA, 2566 nt
Organism: Triplophysa rosa
Lineage: Eukaryota; Metazoa; Chordata; Actinopteri; Cypriniformes; Nemacheilidae
Product: sterol 26-hydroxylase, mitochondrial
Exons: 9
Coding region: 37-1611 (524 amino acids)
Biological process (GO): cellular response to peptide hormone stimulus; glucocorticoid biosynthetic process; cholesterol metabolic process
Cellular component (GO): mitochondrial inner membrane
Molecular function (GO): iron ion binding; oxidoreductase activity, acting on paired donors, with incorporation or reduction of molecular oxygen; monooxygenase activity
Source: RefSeq, a predicted model, not a curated record
AUGUGAAGCUGUUCGUGCAGAUGUCAUGUGAAGCGGAUGAGGUUUAUCAUGCUGCGCUCUCUCGUGAGAACGGAUCGCGUCGCAGUCGGUGUCGUUAGAAAACUGGCACCGUUCAAUGAAUUCGCGCGAGGCAUCAAGUGUCAAUCAGGCGCUUUACACGCGCAGAGCGCCGCAGCAGAGACGGGAAAACACAAAACUAUCGAUGAUUUACCGGGACCCAAUCUGAUGACCACUGCAUACUGGCUCUUUAUUAAAGGAUAUGCCGAUAAAAGUCACGCAAUGCAGGUGGAGCACAAGCGGCUGUACGGUCCCAUCUGGCGUUCUCGUUUCGGGCCGUUCGACGUGGUGAACGUGGCGAGUGCAGAUCUGAUCGCACAGGUGAUCCGCCAGGAGGGCCGCUACCCCGUCCGGACUGAUCUGUCACACUGGAAAGAGUACAGAGACAUGAGAGGACAAGCGUAUGGACUUCAUGUGGACACGGGUCCUGAGUGGUAUCGCAUCCGCAGUGCUCUCAAUCCUAAAAUGCUGAAACUGAAGGAGGUGGCGGCGUACGCGCCCAUCGUUCAUGAGGUCGUGUCUGAUCUCCUGCAGCGCCUGGAGCUUCUGCGUCUGCGCAGUCAAGACCAGCGCACCAUCCACGACCUGGCAUCUGAGCUUUACAAAUUUGGUUUUGAGGGAAUCUCUUCUAUUUUGUUCGAAACACGGUUGGGAUGUCUACAGGAGGAGAUCCCCACAGACACGCUGCGCUUCAUAUCCGCCGUCAAUGACAUGUUGACGCUCUCUGAGACGGUUCUUUUCUUCCCGCGCUGGAGCCGUGGCAUCCUCCCCUUCUGGAAACGCUUCGUCCAGGCGUGGGAUGAAUUGAUAGACGUAGCCCGGCGUUUGAUUGACAAGAAGGUGAAGCAGGUUGAAGAUCAGAUGAGUCGUGGAGAGCAGGUGGAGGGGAUGUAUCUCACUUAUCUGUUGUCCAGUAACAAACUCAGUUUAGCAGAAGUGUACAUCAGCAUCACAGAGCUUCUGCUGGGCGGUGUGGACACGACCUCCAACACACUCUCGUGGACUCUGUACCACCUGGCUCGAGAUGCAGAGAUACAGAAGCGGCUGUACGAUGAGGUCAUUUCUGUGUGUCCGAAGGGCGAGCUGCCCACCACGGAUGACCUGAGCAGAAUGCCCUACAUGAAAGCCGUCAUCAAAGAAACUCUCAGAAUGUAUCCUGUUGUCCCCGGUAACGGACGCCUGACUGUGGAUACAGAAGUCAUCGUGAAUGAUUAUUGGUUCCCUAAGAAGACACAGUUUCAUCUGUGUCACUACGCCGUCAGUCACGAUGAAAAUGAGUUUCCGGAUGCUGAGCGUUUCAUUCCAGAGCGGUGGCUGAGAGACAGCGCGUCUCGCUCUCAUCAUCACCCGUACAGUUCAGUGCCGUUCGGGGUGGGCGUGCGGGCCUGUGUGGGGAAGAGAGUGGCCGAGCUGGAGAUGUACUUUGCUCUGUGUAGACUGAUGCAACAUUAUGAGGUCAGAUCAGAGGACGGGGCCCCGACGAUACAGCCCAAGACUCGAACCCUGCUCAUUCCAUCUGAACCCAUUAACCUGCGCUUUCUGCCCCGGGCUUAAUUCAUUUAAUUCCAAACCUGUUUUCGUGCAACAGAGCCUGUCAAUAGAACACAGACAGAAAGUGGACGCGGGUCAGCAAUCAAAAUAUAAUAAAUCAAGAUGAAAUAUUUCAACAGAUAUUUUCAGCCGAGGUGUUUGGAGUCUGCAGUGCAUUUUUAUUAUUAAGGUGUUUUUUAUAAGCAAAAGAAAUAAAUGUUAAUGCCACGCUGCAUGUGCCUUCAAUGCAAAGUCAUUAUUGCAGACGAGAGACAGACGGUUUUCUGUUUCUGUGCUGAUGUCUCUGCAGACGUGCAACAGACAGAUUGACAAAACCUGCUCUUUACUGCAGUCUGUUGAAGCAGAAAUAAGUGUAUUGCUCUCUACUUUUUCUGAGUUCUUUAAAGAUCAUAUUCAUUUCGCCUUUUACUAAUUAUUAUAUUUAAUAGAGUAAACACUCUUAUAUACUGUAGAUGUUUUGGUGUUUCAGUAUUGCUGUUCUCUGUUGCUCAAGCGUUGAUGUGGCAGGUGGUAAAGACAUGUGGAUGUUGAAAAAUAUUGUGCAACUAAACCAUAUCACUCUUAAAAAAAUGAAUGCUGAAAAAAACCUGAAGGAUCAGAGGAAUUGUAUUGGUUUUAAUGGAAGCUGUAAUGGUCUCUGUGUGUCUCUACUGGUAAUGUGUUGGGUUCUGUUGAUGACACCAUUAAAUCCUACGGGGUAUAUGACUCAAAACACACAAAGUUAUUUUGUGUUGGUUUUAAUGGUUUGUAAUUAUAUGUGUAGUGUACACUGUAAAAAAAGAUUGUAUUUUAACAGGAAAAAACCUUAAUAUUUUACUGUAAUUUUUUCUUUUUUUUUAAUUUUAUGCAAAUUUUAUUAAAAUUACGGACAAUUAUUUGUUAAGUAAUAACCCACAUAUUAUUUUACGUGUUAAGACAAUAAUGACAAAUUACAUGUUUUUCUUGUUUUUGUAGACAA